Achroia grisella is the source of this 2101-nucleotide messenger RNA. RefSeq names its product RING finger and SPRY domain-containing protein 1-like. Gene Ontology annotation, cellular component: cytoplasm. Lineage: Eukaryota; Metazoa; Arthropoda; Insecta; Lepidoptera; Pyralidae. The record is from RefSeq and is a predicted model, not a curated record. Gene Ontology annotation, molecular function: protein binding; ubiquitin-protein transferase activity. Bases 71 to 1645 code for a protein of 524 amino acids. The transcript is spliced from 10 exons.
GUUUGUGAAGUCACUAAGUCGCCAACAAGUAUUUAUAGUGGUUAAAAGAAAUGAAGAGUAAAUUACGGUAAUGGGCCUGUGUUGGUGCAAAGAUAAGGCACCACAUGAAGGAGGGGCGUACGCACCGCCUGCAGCAACCACUGCGGCGUCCCUGACUUCAGUGGAACCAAGGGUGCAGUUGCCUAAAGUUGUCGACUCACUAAUAGUCGACCAGCUCGUCCUCGAGAUGCUCACAUUGAUAGCUUCAUUCGUUGACAAUGAUGAAGAAUCCCCAGUUUCAUUGGUGAAGCUUCAUGUGAUAGCUGAUAAAGAAGAGGGCUGGAUACAAGUGGUUUCGUCCAUGGUGAAUGUAAUACCUUUGGAAGAUCCUUUUGGGCCUUCCGCCAUCACUAUCUUGUUUGACGACUGUCCGCUGCCGUCCAAAGAUUCAGUGAUAAGGGUGACGCAGUUAUUCGGCCUGUGUUCUGAGCGCGCCAACACUGGUGACCUGAACAUCCGCGUGGAGAGGAACAUCUGCGUGGUGCUCGGCUGCAUAGCUGAGAAGCUCGCUGGACCUAACAGCGUCGCUGUGCUCACUGAGAACACACUCGACUAUCUACUCACAUUCCUGAUAAGCAAACGUGAUGCGUGUAUUGUUCUGUUCGCGCUGAUUGCUCUAGAGAAAUUCGCACAUACGACUGAAAAUAAAUUGACUAUAAAAAAUAGACUGGACCGUGAACCGGAGAACCCCUUACUGGUGCUGGAGAGGCUAUCAGAUAACGAUGACCAUAUGUGGAGACAGGUUGGCUUCUGUGCGAAGUGGGCCUUAGAUAAUUUAUUUAUAGUAGAGGACAGAAAAUUAUCCUACGAAUUAGUGGACAUGUCCGGCAUAAAUGUGAUACUAAAUUCUCACGACGUGAGCGAGUACCUCAAGAUCUCGUGCAACGGUCUGGAGGCGAGGUGCGAUUCGAACUCUUUUGAAAGUGUUCGCUGCACGUUCCAAGUGGACGACGGCUGCUGGUACUACGAGUCGCUGAUAGUCACGCCCGGGGUCAUGCAGAUUGGAUGGGCAACCAAGAAUAGCCAUUUUUUGAAUCAUGAAGGAUUCGGCAUCGGCGAUGACCUAUAUUCAUUAUCAUACGACGGGUGCCGUAAACUGGUGUGGUACAGGGCACGACCGUCCGCAGUAACAGAGGUGCCCGCGUGGAGGCCCGGCGACAUCCUGGGCUGUCUAAUAGACAUUAACACCAAAGAAGUCAUAUUCUACAUCAAUGGGCUACGCAUCCAAUCUUGUAAGGAAAUAUUCGAAACAACCAGAUUGGGUUUCUUCGCAGCGGCUAGCUUCAUGGCAUUUCAACAAUGUAGAUUUAACUUUGGUCACGAGCCGUUCAAGUAUCCACCCACAGACAGACCAUUCUCAUCUUUCAACGCCCAUGGAUAUCUCACUGAUGAGCAAAAGAAGGUCGUGCCAAGGCGGAUAUAUUUAGAACAGCUGAGGUGUUCCAGCGUGAAGGAAGACUCGUGCACGCUCUGUUUUGACGACACCGCCUGCUGUGUUCUUAUUCCAUGUGGUCACAGGGGAUUCUGCUCGCUGUGCACCUCGCAACUGAAGGAGUGUCCAAUGUGCCGGGCGGCCAUAGUAAAUAUUAGGAUAGAGGACACAUGACAAGACAAGUCUCGCUCCCAGAGUUUGCCCGGCAGCCGGGAGCGAAGCGAGUCGCCCAGCCCCAACAUCACCCUGGAUGAAUCCCCCACCCCCUCUAGAGUCAGCACUCCGUCACCGAUGCAGAUACAAUGCGAUGCCGAUGAGGAACUGGAAUUAGAUGAUCAAGUGUCCGAUCUACGACCCCGAGACUUCCUAACAUGUGUCAGGUAUCAGUUGGGAUAGCGAUACGUGAUACGGCUGACUCGUUUCUCAGAGACUGACGCGAUAUAAUUAUUAAUAUUGUUAAACAGGUUUUAACACGAAUAAUUUUAUAGCUAACUAGCUGUGGCUACGGUUUCACGCGUGAAGUUUAUUGCCUAUAUGUUAUUCUGAAGAUAUAUAAGCUAUAUUACUGUAAAGUUUCAUCAAAAUACGUUAAGUAAUUUUUACGUGAAAGAGUAACAAACAUCCAUCCAU